Messenger RNA from Meloidogyne enterolobii, 337 nucleotides. The record is from the annotation of a GenBank genome assembly. NCBI's taxonomy places the organism in Eukaryota, Metazoa, Nematoda, Chromadorea, Rhabditida, Meloidogynidae.
AUGGAGGAGCAAGAAGGAACAAUCAAUUGUAAGACAGAAGAUUUGGAAGAAUUCUUUAAAGAAGAGAAUAGUUCGUCCAACAGCAGUCAAAACGGGACCAACAAACUAUUCGAAAACGAAGAUUCUGAAUUAAAGGGAGAGGAAAAGAAUGUCAAUAAGAUGCGAAAGAAUUCUGAAAAGUUGAAAGGGAAGAAUUACUGAACUCUAAAGAGAGAAUUACUGAACUCUUUUGUUAUCAAUCCCUCAUUUAUUCUUUCAAAAAAUUAAAUUAUGAUUUUCUGAUCAUAAGGGAAUUUUUUUGGUGUUUCCCUUUUCUUUGCUCCUUAAUUUUUGUAUC